UUACUUGUUACUGUCAGAUGGUGAUGAAGUCAAUACUUUCAAACCUCGUCCUAAGUUAUUGCCAGGUGUUCACCUGGAGGCGCUCCGCACGGCCAUCCCAUGACACAUGCCACUAAACACUAAGCAGGAAGUUUGGACCCCCAAUGCAUAAUAUUUUGGGCGUUGCAAACGGAAUUCUCCAGACCUAAAGGAUAGGCUACAGCUCCUAUAUCUCCUUUCCCAUGUCCGAACCUUUCUCUCUCUCUCUCUUCUUGAAACAAGGUUUCCGGUCUAGCUCGAUCUUCCAAUCACAAAAGCUUUUUUUCUCUUCGAAUACACGAGAUCAAGGUUCUGAAACAUUUUCAAAAAUUCCAUGGAAGCCACGAGAGGAGGUGAAGCAACAGGGUUUCUAGAAAAGGUCCUUCCUCCACGCCUGGAAGACGCGGGACUCGAGGACUGCGCUCUUCCGCCAGAUUCCAUACACGAGGCCUUCCGCAAAGCCGCCUCCGCUGUCAAGUCACGUGCCGCCUUCUUCCACUCUGACGAUGAAGAUGAGGAUGAACCCGGAUGCCUAGACGACCUAUUUCCCGACAACGCCAAGUGCUCCUCCGAUUUCCUUGCUUCGCUACCUUGUCCGGACAUGUCUGACGUGCUGGUGGUUGGAGAGCCUUCGGACCCCGCCUCGGACUCGGUGGGAGGCUGCGUGAAAGAAAAGGAAGGCGGUAGGGAAGUGGUGGAAGGUAGGGAUGCGGUGGUCGUGGGUGGUGACGGUGUAGAGGCGGGGGAUGGGAGGGGUUGUAUAGAUGAUGAGCUCAAGGGUUUGGAGAUUGGAGUGAAAGAGAAAAGGAAGAAGGAAAAUCAGGAGGAGGAAGAGACGGGAAAGGAAAAACCAAUUCUGGUUGAGGGUUUUGCGUAGGAUCCUAGUAUGGAUGCUUAAUGUAGCUCCUGUUUGUACAAGUUUCUUCUGUUCUUAACUUCAAUAGUUUGGAGGUGAUGGACGAAUGUGAUUCGAUGAUGAAGCUUGCUGGUUUUAUGUAGCUGAAGUCAUGGAAAGUUUGUGAUAGUAAAGGAACUUUUUGAUUUAGUAUAUCAAUGUAGCAGCAUCAGUUUUUUGAUU
Messenger RNA from Theobroma umbraticum, 1096 nucleotides. RefSeq lists its product as uncharacterized. The record is from RefSeq and is a predicted model, not a curated record. NCBI's taxonomy places the organism in Eukaryota, Viridiplantae, Streptophyta, Magnoliopsida, Malvales, Malvaceae.